Papaver somniferum (opium poppy) is the source of this 2211-nucleotide messenger RNA. Its product is annotated as probable catabolite repression protein creC. Gene Ontology annotation, molecular function: protein binding. The record is from RefSeq and is a predicted model, not a curated record. The transcript is spliced from 11 exons. Lineage: Eukaryota; Viridiplantae; Streptophyta; Magnoliopsida; Ranunculales; Papaveraceae. The coding region runs from base 261 to 1925 and encodes 554 amino acids.
UGUGCCGUUGGUUAAACACGCAGAAAGGAGGAAGAAGGAAAAAAACAGUCGAGACUCAGUCUCAAAUUCUCUUCAUCUGAAAUCCCCAAAUUCAAAACCCUAACCCUAAAUUAGAUCAUUGUUUUGAUUUCAUUGAUAGAUUGAUUGAAGAUUACACAAAAAAAAAUCCUAGAUUUUGAUCUAAUUUUGAGUGGAAAUCAGUGAGGAUUUGCCCAUUGUAAUGAUCUCAUGUUAUUUUGUAGAUAAUUUAAGUGUUAAAUAUGAUGAACAGCCACAAUCACAAUAGCAACGGUAUGAUAUCAUCAACGUCAACAAUUAGUAAUUCCCAAUCAGCAACAACAGCAGGAGGAGUGAAAACCUAUUUCAAAACCCCAGAAGGUCGAUUUAAAUUACAGUAUGAAAAAACUCAUCCAACUGGUUUACUUCACUAUUCUCAUAGUAAAGUUGUUACUCAGGUGACGAUAGCGUAUCUUAAAGAGAAAUCUGCACAAUUGCCACCAACCCCGACUUCUAGCUCGAAUGGUGGUAGUGGAGUUAGGUUGUUGUCUGCUGCUAGAUUUCUAGGAGGUAGUAAUGGGAGCCGUGCACUUAGUUUUGUAGGUGGGAAUGGUUCGAGUAAAACGGUAGCUGGAAAUGGUAGAGUUUCUUCGAUGGGUUCUGGUACAAGUACUAGUAAUUCUUCGGCUACUUCGAAUUAUGAUGGGAAAGGAACUUAUUUGAUCUUCAAUGUUGGUGAUACUAUUUUUAUCAGUGACUUGAAUUCACAAGAUAAGGAUCCCAUCAAAUCGAUUCAUUUCAGUAAUUUGAAUCCUAUAUGCCAUGCAUUUGAUCCUGAGGCUAAAGAUGGGCAUGACUUGAUUAUAGGACUGAACUCUGGAGAUGUGUACUCGGUGUCAUUGAGACAGCAAUUACAAGAUGUUGGGAAGAAGCUAGUUGGAGCUCAUCAUUAUAACAAGGAUGGUUUAGUUAAUAACAGUCGAUGCACUAAUAUGGCAUGGGUACCUGAGGGUGAUGGAACCUUUGUUGUUGCUCAUGCUGAUGGGAAUUUGUAUGUCUAUGAAAAGGGCAAAGAUGGUGCUGCUGAUUCUUCAUUUCCUGUUAUCAGGGAUCAAACCCAAUUUUCUGUUGCACAUGCGAGGUCCAGUAAGAGUAAUCCUAUUGCUAGAUGGCAUAUUUGUCAGGGUUCAAUAAAUAGCAUAUCUUUCUCAGCAGAUGAUACAUACUUGGCGACUGUUGGAAGAGAUGGUUAUUUACGGGUGUUUGACUACUCCAAAGAACAGCUAAUUUGUGGUGGGAAAAGCUAUUAUGGUGCUCUAUUGUGUUGUGCAUGGAGCAUGGAUGGAAAAUAUAUUUUGGCUGGAGGUGAAGACGAUCUGGUACAAGUUUGGAGCAUGGACGAUCGAAAGGUAGUAGCAUGGGGAGAGGGUCACAGCUCAUGGGUUAGUGGUGUAUCUUUUGACUCAUACUGGUCAUCACCAGCCUCAGAUGGCACAGGGGAAAGUGCCAUGUACCGGUUUGGUUCCGUUGGUCAAGAUACACAGUUGCUUCUGUGGGACCUGGUAAUGGACGAACUGGUGGUGCCUCUUCGACGCCCUCCAGGUGGUUCCCCAACAUAUAGCACCGGAAGUCAGUCUGCUCACUGGGACAACAGCAUGUGCCCAGUAGGUACCCUCCAACCUGCUCCUAGCAUGAGGGAUGUGCCAAAGCUCUCUCCUGUAGUGACCCAUCGUGUUCACACUGAACCUCUAUCUGGAUUGACAUUCACCCAAGAAUCAGUUCUCACUGUAUGCCGGGAGGGACACGUGAAAAUAUGGAUGAGACCAGGUUACGGCGAACCUCAACCUACUAACAACUCCUCAGAGAACGUGCUAAGUACGAGCGCCAAGGAAAAGCCGCAACUGAGUAAAAUCAGAAUAACCCCUUGAUAGUAGUAGUGAAUUGUAUGUGUACUCUAACAACAUUAUUCAAUAAUCACUUGGUUUAGGGUAAAACGAUUUUGGUUUUAAUGUCUAACCACACCAGCUUCCACCUGUUAUUGGUCAAAGCUGUUAAAUUAUUUGUAUACCGAUCAAUAUCAGUUUAAACUUGUAUGAAGUGGUAAAGAUUAUACACCACCCUGAUCCUGUAAAUCUCUGGUGAUAUGUUGGAAGUAAAAGAGGUUACUUCUGUUUGGGUGUAAACCCACCAGCUCAAGCUACUCAGACUUCCUCG